AUGGCUAAAGAAAAUCAUACUGUAAAACAUGAGUUUAUCCUCACAGGAUUUACAGACUACCCAGAGCUGAAGACCCUUCUGUUUGUGGUGUUCUUUGCCAUGCAUCUGAUCACCAUGGUGGGGAUUCUUGGCCUGGUGAUACUGAUUUCAAAAGAGCAUCAUCUUUGCACACCAAUGUACAUCUUUCUGGGCAACCUCACUCUCGUGGAUUCUUGCUGUACCUGUGCCAUUACUCCUAAGAUGUUAAGGAACUUCUUUUCUGAAAACAGAACGGUUUCCCUCUAUGAAUGCAUGGCACAGUUUUAUUUUCUUUGCACUGUUGAAACUGCAGACUGCUUUCUUCUGGUGGUAAUGGCCUAUGAUCACUAUGUGGCCAUAUGCAGCCCUCUGCAGUACGAUACCAGGAUGUCAAAGGAACUCUGCAUUCAGACGACCACAGGGGCCUACAUAGCUGGAAACCUGCAUUCUAUGAUUCAUAUAGGGCUUCUAUUUAGGUUAGUUUUCUGUGGAUAACACUUUUAUUGUGAUAUUCUUCCUUUAUAUAGGCUCUCCUGUGUUGACCCUUACGUCAAUGAACUGGUACUGUUUAUCUUUUCAGGCUCAAUUCAAGUCUUCACAAUAGGUAGUGUCUUAAUAUCUUAUCUCUACAUUCUCUUUACUAUUUUCAAAAUGAAAUCCAAAGAGGGAAGGGUCAAAGCCUUUUCUAGCUGUGCAUCCCACUUUUUGUCAGUUUCAUUAUUUUAUGGAUCUCUUUUCAUGUACAUUAGACCAAAUUUGCUUGAAGAAUGGGAUAAAGAUAUACCAGCUGCUAUUGUGUUUACAGAAGUAGUUCCUUUACUAAACCCUUUUAUUUGUAGCCUAAGAAAUAAGGAAGUAAUAACUGUUUUGAGGAAAAUUCUGAAGAAAAAAAUUUGA
Molecule: messenger RNA, 915 nt
Organism: Lagenorhynchus albirostris (white-beaked dolphin)
Lineage: Eukaryota; Metazoa; Chordata; Mammalia; Artiodactyla; Delphinidae
Product: olfactory receptor 5K1-like
Biological process (GO): G protein-coupled receptor signaling pathway; sensory perception of smell
Cellular component (GO): membrane
Molecular function (GO): odorant binding; olfactory receptor activity
Source: RefSeq, a predicted model, not a curated record